AUGAAUACAAGUAAUGCCACUGCAAUCACAUAUGCAGCUAAGUCAGUCUCAACUUACAUGGCUUUCUACGGUUACUAUUGCUUGUCAACGGUCAUAUUGGGUACAACACUCAAUCUUUUAACACUCUUUGUCUUGUGUCGAUCAACAUUCCGAAACACUCAAGGCCGAUCCACGAUCCACUAUAUGCGUACAAUAGCAGUGAUGGAUUUUCUUGGAGUAUACGGAUGGAAUAUCGAUAGUUAUCUAAGUGCCAUUCAUGGAUUUUCAUUAACUUAUUCAUACUCAGUGGCAUCAUGUAAGUUUUCCUUCUUUUUUAAUUUUUGGACACUUCAAACUUCAGCAUGGUUGCAUGUUCUCGUUUCUUUUGAUCGAUAUUUAUUUAUGAGUCGAAUACAGCCAAACACAUGGUUCCAUCGAUGGAAAAUUGUCGCGAUUAUUAUUACUUGCAUCAUAACAAUCUUUUUUCUUUCGAAUUUUCCUGUUUUAAUAUUGAUUUGUUACAGAAGUGCCGGUGGAUAUAUCGUUAUCGACUCUCCACUGCGCCCCAUGAUUUCCACAUUUCAGACCGUACAUUUGUGGAUUUAUGAUUUUAUUCCAUCAGGAUUGAUUUUAUCAUUCAAUUUUCUCUCAAUUCAUCAUUUACAUAAACUACGACGAACAACAACCAUAACAAAUUCAAAGGUUCGUCAUCGACCAAUUACAAUCACUCUUAUCAUUUCUGGUUUUACAUUCGUGAUGACACGAACACCAGCUUCGUUUAACUAUGGCUUUCUCUAUCCGACUCUUUCCGCAAUUUAUUGGGGUCGGUAUGUUCUUGGUGCAUCUAAUUUACUUCUAUACACAUGUCCUGUUCUGAGUUUUCCUAUUUAUUUUAUGACAUUCAGUGAAUUUCGUCAUCAACUGAUUAACCUCGUCACAAGAAGACCAGUCACGACAAGAAUUGCUGGAGAUGCACCAGUUCAAGUUGUGCAAGUCAGAGGACAAAACAAGUAG
This is a messenger RNA of Adineta ricciae, 993 nucleotides long. Lineage: Eukaryota; Metazoa; Rotifera; Eurotatoria; Adinetida; Adinetidae. The record is from the annotation of a GenBank genome assembly.